AUGUAUCGGAAGUUGUCUAAGUUAGAACACUCGGAAAUAAAACAACUUCUAACAGAAGCUAACAUAGAAGUAGCAAAACAUUACGCAACAAACAAAAAAGCACUCGCUGACAUCCUCAAUGACUACAAUGGUGCAAUAAGUUAUGAUAGAAUUCAUGAGUUCAUAAAGCCGCAACGCGGCGAGGACGAAGUCCAUGCAAGAGCAUUUCCUUUAAAUGACGUUGCCAUUGACUUAUAUCAUAGACGUUCAGUACCUCAUGAAGUAAGAAGAGAAAUGUUUGACAUAACAAAUGCAAACGUUGGUGAAACAAGAAGAAGAGACGACACACUGAAACAACAGAGAAGAGAGAUGUUUAAGAGCGCUAUAGAACAAGUUCGCAAAGCUAACGAUGUCAUUCGUUCCAUUGACGACAAACCAAAAGAAGGUGAGAGAUGGUUAAAGAAAGAUGAAGAGAAUAGGAAGAGAAAUGUGAAGUCAGG
Molecule: messenger RNA, 479 nt
Organism: Trichomonas vaginalis G3
Lineage: Eukaryota; Parabasalia; Trichomonadida; Trichomonadidae
Product: organellar and viral DNA polymerase type B
Exons: 1
Source: RefSeq, a predicted model, not a curated record